CUUAAACUCACCAACUCUACUAUUCCAGUCAACCCUCGUCAACUUUAUUUCUGGCCAUUGCUACCUUGCCGCUCAUCAUGGCCUCAGAACUCAUUCUCAUCACCGGGACUACCGGCUUCAUAGGCAUAAAGAUUCUCGGCCUCGCUCUGAAUGCCGGAUAUCAUGUCCGUGCACCAGUGCGAUCAGAAGCGAAAGGACAUCAUCUCCGAUCGAACAAGUUUAUUGCCAGCUUCGCCGCUGGCGCGCGACUUGAGACACCAGUAAUAGAAGACAUCACGGUGGAUGGUGCCUUCGAUGAGGUACUCAAAAGCGUAACAUUUGUCAUUCAUACUGCUAGUACGCUCCCAGGACAAGGCCUCGCACCGGAAGAAUUCAAUGCGAAACUCAUAAAACCCGCACGGAUGGGCACGACUUCGCUGCUCUACUCGGCGAUCAAGACCCCAUCUGUCAAACGCGUUGUCAUUACCUCAUCAGGAGCCGCCGUCGUGGAAUGGAAAUACUUCUUCCGCGAGUCGACGGACAAAGUUUACACCGCAAACGACCGCGCACCUUUCGAAACCGAGUACCCAGACGGCGAUUCCCAGGCCUACAGCGCAUCCAAAGUCGCCGCGCUGGCGGCGACUGAAGAUUUCAUUGAGAAGGAAAAGCCGCAUUUCGAUGUCGUGACGCUGAUACCAGGAUUCGUCUUUGGGCGCAACGAGACGGCAGACUCAGUGGAAACUGUUCUGAGUGGCUCUAACAGGCUAGCUUUUGGGCAAGUGCUUGGAAAUAAGACGAAUAUUGGGCCGUCGGUGGUGUGCCAUGUCGACGACGUAGCUGCUGUACAUCUCAAGGCAGCAACGGAUCUAAGUAUUCCGGGGAAUAGGGCGUAUGCGAUCAGCUCAGGACCUCCCGGGGAGCCCAAGAUAGCAGAUGCGUUGGAUGUGGUGAAGAAGUACUUUCCAGAGCGUGUGGCAGAUGGUACUUUACCCUGCACUGGAUUCCAUGAUAGUCAAAGGGUCUUGUUAGAUGCGAGCGAGACAGAGAGGGUGUUUGGGAUGAAGUUUAAACCCUAUGAAGAGGGUGUCAAAGAUUUCACGGCGCAGUAUCUUGAAUUUUUGGAUGCGUCCUCGGGGGCCAAAACGACGGGGUGAUCGACCCAUCAGCCUGAGAUCUCAGAGUCGGGUAUUGAUAUUGCUUACGCUCGCCGUUCUGUCUUGCGUUAGCCUAUGCACACCGGCCAUGUUCCUACUGAGCAAUUCGAUUCUAUUUCCCGUCCUUCAACAGCCUAUUAAACUCCAAGAAGUCUAUUCCUAGCAUGCGACGUACGCUGCCUUCUUCCGAU
Messenger RNA from Mytilinidion resinicola, 1324 nucleotides. RefSeq names its product NAD(P)-binding protein. The transcript has 2 exons. The record is from RefSeq and is a predicted model, not a curated record. Bases 78 to 1133 code for a protein of 351 amino acids. Gene Ontology annotation, molecular function: oxidoreductase activity, acting on the CH-OH group of donors, NAD or NADP as acceptor. Lineage: Eukaryota; Fungi; Ascomycota; Dothideomycetes; Mytilinidiales; Mytilinidiaceae.